Molecule: messenger RNA, 4440 nt
Organism: Serpula lacrymans var. lacrymans S7.9
Lineage: Eukaryota; Fungi; Basidiomycota; Agaricomycetes; Boletales; Serpulaceae
Exons: 7
Coding region: 1-4440 (1479 amino acids)
Biological process (GO): amino acid activation for nonribosomal peptide biosynthetic process; secondary metabolite biosynthetic process
Cellular component (GO): cytoplasm
Molecular function (GO): phosphopantetheine binding; catalytic activity
Source: RefSeq, a predicted model, not a curated record
AUGGCGAAACUCCAGUCUAACUGGUUACCGCCAACAUGGCGCCCCGCUAAAAACAUCAAAAUGAAACCUUAUGAAUCUUCUCAAAAGCUUAAUUCUUCUGCACAUUCGACCAUGUCGCCGUCCCAGGAUCUUCUCUCUCUCAUCCGACACCGCGUCAAAUUUCAGCCUGCAGCGCUUGCUGUCCAGGAUGACUCUUUUACACUUACAUACUCGGAGUUGGAACGAUGGUCAAACAAUCUUGCUCAGGAGAUUCGCUCUCGCAAUACCAGAGGAUCUGGUACAGUUGCAGUUUGUGUGCCUCGUUCAACUAUUUUUGUCGUCGCCGUUCUUGCCAUCGUCAAAGCAGGUUUCUCAUACUUACCUCUUGAUCCUACCGCUCCACCAGCAAGACUCGACGACCAAAUCAUGCAAGCUGAUGCCCGUCUCCUACUCACUGUGUCAUGGCUUCAGCUCCCUUCACUUGAGCAGGCAAUUCCAUUUGAUAUAGUUCCUUUCAUUGAUCGCACUUGCGUGCUUAGCUAUGCCGAGCUCCCAUCGUCCGGCCUCAUUACUCGAAAUGAUACUCUUGUUAUAUUCUUUACUUCUGGAAGUACGGGGCGCCCAAAGGGUGUCAUGGUUCAGCAUGAUGGUAUGCUAAAUAUGAUCAACAGCCACUUUAUGGAGAUCCAGCCAGGAGAUCGUGUGUCGAUGGUCAAUAAUCCUGCAUUUGAUGCUUCAUCGAUUGACAUCUGGAACACUCUAUGUCACGGUGGCACACUUCUUGUCCUAACAGCUCAUCUUGCAGACACAGAAGCCGUCAUCGCUUUCUUUCGAGAGAAAGAAGUCACUAAAGCGUUCUUACCAACUGCAGUUUUCCAUCAUAUCGUCAGCAACGUUUCCAAUGUGGCCUCUAUGAGCACCACACUUCGCAUGGUAGCUGUUGGUGGUGAGAAGUUGGCGACGCCUAGCGUCCAGAAUUUCUUCCGUCGUGCCCCCACAACUAGACUACUCAAUGCCUAUGGACCAUCUGAAGCCUCUGUCUUCACGACUACUUUCGAGAUACCUUCGCUGAACUUUUCUACCGAAUAUGAUGAUGCGACCUCUAGGCCCAUACCAAUUGGUCGCUGUAUCCCCAAUAGUGCUGUUUAUCUCCUAGACGACAAUCUGUUCCCCGUAGAUGUUGGUCUUCCUGGUGAGAUAUGUAUUGGUGGCGCUGGUCUUGCUGCAGGUUACCUUGGGCAAGCUGAUCUGACAGCAAAUAAAUUUGUUAUGGUUAAUGAUCUUGAAGGACGUGGCUCUUCGACCCGAAUCUACCGGACUGGUGAUAUUGGCAGAUUCGUACCUUGUGCAGAUGGACCUGUGCUGGAAUUUGUGGGUCGAAGUGAUACACAAACGAAGAUCCGCGGGCAACGGAUCGAACUGGGCGAGAUCGAAGCCGUUUUGUGCUCUGGAUCCGAUGAAAUUGAUCAAGCUGCAGUUGUCUUUAGCGAUGAACAGGACCUUAUAGCUUACGUUGUCCCAACGGAUAAUCGCAUUUUUGAAGGGCAACAUGAUCACGCGGAGCAGUCUGAUGACAGCUCGAAGCUUCGCGAUGCUGUGUAUGCCCAAGGGUUUGAGGACAUAGACCCAGCAGUUGCUGGAAUUGAUUUCACAGGUUGGGUAAGCAUGUAUGACGGGAUGCCGAUACCUCUGCCAGAAAUGCAAGAUUGGCUCUCGGACACCCUGCAGAGUAUACCAGUGAAGCCGAGCGACUCAGUAUUAGAGAUCGGAUGUGGAACGGGUAUGAUAUUAUUCGCGCUUGAGCCACGUUGCCAGGAAUACAGCGCUGUAGAUAUGCUGGGCUCGGUCCUUGCAUUCAUACAGGCGCGGCUCACAGAACGCGGAUUGCAAGAUAAGGUUGCGCUUUACGAAGGCAUGGCUCAUGAGCUUGAUCAAAUGCUUCCCAGCGAGAAGCGAUUCGAUCUUAUCGUCCUAAACAGUGUCGUGCAACACUUCUCUUCGUCAGAAUAUCUGGAAAAUCUGAUCAGGCUCUGCGUUGAUAGGCUCCAGGAUGGUGGUCGUAUUUUCCUUGGUGAUAUUCGUAAUCACGGUGUGGACAAACAUCACGACUUGGCUCGCGUUUUGCACUGUGAUCCAUCUCCCGAUUUGUCGACCUUGGAAAUUCAAGAAAGGCUUGAACGUUGGCAGCAUCGACAGAUGGAACUCAAGCUCGAUCCGUCAUUCUUUUUCUCCCUUCAGCACAAGCUUGGCAAUCGUGUCUCGCACGUUGAGGUUGUACCAAAGAUGAUGUCUGCUCGCAACGAGCUUAGUCAGUUCCGCUAUCAAGUCAUUCUUUCCAUCGGUAAAUCAGCUCCUGACUUAGUAAAACCUGGCCAAUGGGUAGACUACACAACUGCUUCAGACUUGGAGAAAUUACUAUCCUGUAGUAAAGACAUCACGGCAGUUCGUGGCAUUCCCAGCUCUCUUGUGGCUAUUGAACAAGGCAUACUGCACUUGAUGUCCUCUUCUCAGCCCCCAGCCAGUGCUUCGGAGUUGGUUACUGCUGCAUCCACUUUGGACUGGUGUACCCGUGCUUUAUCGCCAGCGGACGUUGUUGCACUGUGUGCCCGUCAAGGAUACCAGGUCGAUAUGAGUCUAAAGUCUUUGGGAGUUGAUCAGACUAUGGCAGCCAUCUUUUUACCUGGUUCGUCGAUGUUCAAGGGCGAUUUCAGUUCUAUUCCAACCGCUGUGCAACUUGCGAACACUCCAUUGCAUUUUUCUACCGCCUCUGAUCUGAUCGCCAAGUUGCAAGAUCAUUGCCUCCAGAACCUUCCUUCCUACAUGAUGCCUCAUCGCAUCAUCAUCACGCAGUGUUUACCUCUCACAGGGAAUGGCAAGAUAGAUAGGAGGAUGCUUGCUCAAUCUAGUGCCUGGGCCGAGCGUUCUAAGGUUCCGUCAGAAUCAAACCGUCCCAAAAAUAAAAUUCAAGCCCUCAUUCAGGAAUGUAUUAGUGGAGUAUUGAAUAAAGAACCUCUGAAUAUACCUCUUGAAACCGACUUCAUUGCUCUGGGUCUCCAUUCCUUCCGCGCACCUGUGCUCUUGAAUGCACUUCGCGCCCGAUUUUCAAUACCAGAUCUUCCAUUCAGAAUAAUAUUUCAAUAUCCAUCCGUGAAAGCUUUGAGCGAGUACUUGGCAGACAAGAUAUCAUCAGACGGUAGCGGAGUCACUAUCCCAUUAGAAAAGGCCGCACGUCGCGAAGUCUCAUACGAUCAUGAUGCUUUGCGUCAAGUCUUAGAACUUCGCGGUUUGACGAUAGAGGAUGUAGAGGACGUCUAUGAACCACCUUUACACAGAAUACGCACAGACAUCGAUCUCUUAAUCAGCGCGCUCGAAACGGUCAUUUCGCGACAUACCGCCCUACGCUCCACUGUCUUUGCCGACCUUCAACAUCAAGUAGUUUUUCGUUAUCACCAGAAGCUUCGGGACGACAUGAUUCACGUCUACCCUGCUGAAGAUGCACAAUCUGUGGAGAACAUUGUCAAAGACGACUCACGAUAUGCUUUAACUAUCCCUGGUAACUUGAUCAAGUUUGACGUAUUCCGCACUGAGCCGCCAACUUUGCUCAUCCUUGCCCAACAUGCUGUCAUGGAUGCCUGGAGCAGAGAAUGCCUAUUCCAAGAUCUAGAUCGCAUUAUUUCAGGGAAGCAAAUUCCGGAACCCGUUCCUUUUCGACGCUACGUAGACUACGUGAUUGCCGAAGAAAACAGCCCAGACAGAAUUGCUUGGCAUGCAGAUCGACUUCGUACCGCAGAAAUCAUUGCUUUCCCUCAAUGCGACCAGUCAACAUUCAACAGCAGCUCCUACUUUGGGCCUCAUUUUUUGCGGGUGGAAGAAUUUCCUGGUAUAGAGAAAUUUAUUCAGAAGUAUAGCAUAAAAUUGUCGACGCUAUUCAAGGUUGCCUUUGCAAUGGUAAAGCGCAAUGAAUCGAAACACAACACUGUCAUCAUUCUACAGACGGAAGCAUGUCGAAGUCUGCCGAUCGAGGGUAUUACCCAGAUAUGUGGUCCAACCGCGAAUGUAGCUGCUGAUCGCAUCGACUUCCUCCAAACUGACACGGUGCUCAAGCUGCUUCACCGCGCGCAACAGAACCAAGACAAGAUAACCGAUUUCUCUGUGGUCAACUACAUCGCUGUAUUGGCUGACGUCGGAAUGGAUCUGGCCCUACUUGCUACAUCUGGCUACACUUUCUCUCAAAAUGGGACACCAACAUAUGAUGUUUUACAACCAGGGCCGACAGGUGCAGAGAACAACAUCGGCGUUGAAUGGACGACCCUUGUUGAUGGAGAACAAGUGAAAGUUAGAGUAGACCAUGACCCUAUCUUUUCUGAUCGUAUCCCGGGUUAUGUCAACCAAUUCCUCGCCGCUGCUCGUUGGCUCAUAGCCAAUGUCGAGGCCGAGAGUUUAGAUGGAUUGCAGCUAUGA